Lingula anatina is the source of this 497-nucleotide messenger RNA. RefSeq names its product MFS-type transporter SLC18B1-like. NCBI's taxonomy places the organism in Eukaryota, Metazoa, Brachiopoda, Lingulata, Lingulida, Lingulidae. The record is from RefSeq and is a predicted model, not a curated record. Gene Ontology annotation, biological process: transmembrane transport. Gene Ontology annotation, molecular function: transmembrane transporter activity.
AUGGAAUCAUUGGGUGCUUCGAUGUCUUUCGCAGCCAACUAUGCCCUAGCAACGAAGGAGUUUAGGGACAACGUAGCAACAGCGUAUGGAUUCUUGGAAAUGUGUGCAGGACUCGGUAACGUCUUGGGCCCCUUGGUAGGUGGCAGCCUCUAUCAGCUGGGAGGUUUUGGCCUGCCGUUCUACGUGUCGGGGCCGCUGAUGAUCAUCACAGCAGCUGUGGCAUUUUUUACUUUACCAACUGAGAUAGAGGAGCAAGAUACGCCAACAGACUACGGACAGCUUAUUAAAAUAGCAAAGAUACCCGCUAUACCUCUGGAGCAAUUAGCCGUUUGGGUAGGAUAUGUUGGGCUAAGUGCUUUAAGUCCCACGCUAGGAGGCCAUUUACAGAAUAAUCAGUGUAAGGUAAUGAUAAUCUUGGGACUCAUCGUCAUGGCCGUAGCCUUAACUCUCAUUGGACCCUGGGGUCCCCUCAAUCACCUAUUCCCAAACGGCAAGGG